AUGAGUCUUCAUUGUUUUACCCCUAGUGUCGUGAAGCUGGCCAUACCUCAAAAGGCUGCCCCAAAUCUAUUUAGUGGAUUGACGAAAGAUGGAAAGCUGUGUGAGAAAUCUGUUCCGCAAGCUGUGACAUGCGAUGAAAAGGAACUGUUUAAGGGCAUCGUCUGUGGGGAAUGUUUUAAAAAUUUUGAUAAAGUCGUCCUCCAGGUUACAGGAAAAGAUGUACCUCAAUACAUAACAUCAUUCGAAGAAGCCGGCCUGCGACAACUACUACUUCAAAAUAUGAAGGAUUCUGGCUACAUAAAACCAACACCUGUUCAGAAAGUUUCAGUUGCAGUUGUUCUUGCCAAAAGAGAUUUAAUUGCUUGUGCUGUCAUGGGCUCCGGCAAAACGGCGGGGUACUUGGUACCGGUUAUGAACAUAUUGUUAGAACAAGGUGUUGCUGGUGAGUCUCAUGCCAUGGGGCAAAUGCCAGAACUUGUAACUGUCGCACCCACUCGUGAAUUGGCCAUUCAAAUUCACCGCGAGGCGUGUAAAUUCUCCUACAAUUCGGUUUUAAAGUCUGUGAUUAUAUAUGGAGGAACUGUCACGAGCCAUCAGCGGUCAAAUCUUCAACUAGGUUCAGUGUUCUUGUCACGACCGCGGAGCGACUCAAGGAUUUUCUCGACCGUGGAGUAUUUGUCUUCUCGGGGGUCAGGUUUUAAAUUUUGGACGAAGCUGAUCGAAUGCUUGAUAUGGAUUUCGGCCCCAAUGUUGAAAAAAUUGUCAACCAUCCAAGGAUGCACCCGAAAGGAAUCCGUCGUGUUUGUAUGUGUUCGACUACAUUCCCAGAUGAAAUAGAAGCGCUGGCUGCGACGUACAUGGAAGACUACAUAUUCGUCACAACAGGCAUUGUCGGUGGCACCCAUCCGGAUGUUGAACAGCUGUUUUUUUUUCAGUGCUCGGAAAGAGAUAAGAGAGCUAAGCUGAUCGAAGUUUUACAAGAUCUCGGUGAUGCCAAGACUAUCGUUUGUGUCGGCAGCAAAAAGACGGCGGAUUUCGUCGCUGCAUUUUUCUUCAAUACCAACUUACAAGUAAGAAUUAAACCUGUUGUAAUCGACAGACGAUUGCACCGAUCCUUAUUGAAUAUACAGAAAAUUUAGAUUACAUGCCUAGUAUGAAAGAGAUCAAGUAUGUUACCAAAAUUGGCUAUCUCAAUUCGCAACUUCCGAACUCAUCCUCAGUCUGUCAUUCUGAUGCAGGGGGUCCUGAAAGAAGUUGGAACGUUUUGACCCGUCUCAGCCAAUAAGUAUUAGAAAAUGGUAGUCGCUUAAUGAUUAGUUUCUUGGCUGCCCGUCAACUUACCAUCCAAGCAAGCACUGUUUGUCAAACCAUUAGCCGAAUACAAUUAAUACCAGUAGUUCACCAAAACAAGAGGUAAAGA
Molecule: messenger RNA, 1420 nt
Organism: Daphnia carinata
Lineage: Eukaryota; Metazoa; Arthropoda; Branchiopoda; Diplostraca; Daphniidae
Product: probable ATP-dependent RNA helicase DDX4
Exons: 6
Coding region: 1-837 (278 amino acids)
Molecular function (GO): RNA binding; RNA helicase activity; ATP binding
Source: RefSeq, a predicted model, not a curated record